Messenger RNA from Trematomus bernacchii (emerald rockcod), 2783 nucleotides. RefSeq names its product plasminogen (gene plg). Bases 85 to 2493 code for a protein of 802 amino acids. Gene Ontology annotation, biological process: proteolysis. The record is from RefSeq and is a predicted model, not a curated record. Gene Ontology annotation, cellular component: extrinsic component of plasma membrane. Lineage: Eukaryota; Metazoa; Chordata; Actinopteri; Perciformes; Nototheniidae. Gene Ontology annotation, molecular function: signaling receptor binding; serine-type endopeptidase activity. The transcript has 19 exons.
AUCCUGAAGAGAGCCCAAUAACACACCAGGAGGACCCUCGGUGACUUCGUUGAAUAUGAACUGCUAGAAUAAAAAGGCCUCAACAUGGACCUGUGUAAAGUGGCUUUCCUCCUGGGAGCCCUGAUCUGCACUGCGAGCGGCAACGAGACGGACAGCUACACUAAAACUGAGGGAGCGUGGAUUCUCUCUCUGCAGAAAACACAAUACUCAGUAAACACUGUGGCCGAGUGUGCCGCCAAAUGUGACGCUGAAACGAUCUGGACAUGCAGAUCCUUCCUGUACAUUGAGAAGGAUCAGGACUGCUGGACAGCUGCAGCUAACUCUAAAACAGAGAUGAUCCUGCGCAGAAGCAGCGCUGCGUUAUACGAAAAAAAAGUAUACCUCCAGGAGUGUGUUAAUGGAAUAGGAACAGAUUACAGAGGAACGAAAAGCAAAUCAAAAACAGGAAAGAUCUGCCAGAGAUGGGACGCUAAAUACCCGCACAGGCCCAACUUCACACCGAGUGAGCAUCCCAGAGCAGACUUAGAGUCAAACUUCUGCAGAAACCCGGACGCAGACAGCGGCGGACCCUGGUGCUACACCACCGACUCCAACACCCGCUGGGAAAACUGCGACGUGCCCAGCUGCACCGAGGAGUGUAUUCACUGCAGUGGUGAGAACUACAGAGGGAAAAUCUCCACGACAGAAAACGCCUACACCUGCCAACGCUGGGACUCUCAGAAACCUCACAACCACGGCUACAACCCCAGCGCUCUUCCAGAGAAGUAUCUCGAGGAGAAUUACUGCAGGAACCCGGAUGGAGACCCCAAACCCUGGUGCUUCACCACCAGCCCGUCCAAACGCUGGGACUUCUGCUCCAUUCCCCGCUGCACGUCCGAGCCCCCCACCAUCGUCCCGGAGCUGAGCUGCGCCACCGGGGAGGGAGAGUUGUACCGCGGCACCAUCUCAGUGACCGAGUCCGGGAAACAGUGCCAGAGCUGGUCUGUUCAGACUCCAUGGAAACACAACCGCUCCCCAGACAACUACCCCUGCAAAGGCCUGGAUAGCAACUACUGUCGUAACCCGGACAACGAGAGGAUGCCCUGGUGCUACACCACCAACACUGAGACCCGCUGGGAGUACUGCAAGGUGCCGAGCUGUGGAGACGCAGCCGGACCAGAUGAGCCAGUGAUCCCCGUGGAGGAGGAGGAUUGUUACGAGGGAGACGGGACGAGUUACAGAGGAGUGACGACAGAGAGCAUCAGCGGGAAAAGAUGUCAGCGCUGGAGCGCCAUGACGCCUCACAGCCACAAGAAAACUCCACAGGCCUUCCCCCAAGCGGACCUGAGGAGGAAUCUGUGCAGGAACCCUGACGGGGACCGGGCCCCCUGGUGCUACACGACAGACCCUAGUGUCCGCUGGGAGUACUGCAACCUGGAGAAAUGCGUCAACAAACCUUCAGGAGGAGCAACUCCCACCCAAUCUUCAAACCCUCUGGUCCCCACCCCGGACUCCGCACAGAAAGACUGUAAAACAGGAAAGGGAGACACAUACCGGGGCGUGACCUCCAUCACCGUGCUGGGAGUGACCUGCCAGGCCUGGAGAGCCCAGAGCCCCCAGCAACACAACAGCUUCACCCCACAAACACACCCCACCAAAGGGCUGGAGGGAAAUAGCUGCAGAAACCCAGAUGGAGAUGUGAACGGACCGUGGUGCUACACGACUGACAGGAACAAGAAAUGGGACUACUGUCAGAUCCCCGACUGUGCUGGAAUGAGUUGUGGGACGCCGGUCACCAAACCGAAGCGUUGUUUUGGUCGGAUCGUGGGCGGCUGCGUGUCCAAAGCUCACUCCUGGCCGUGGCAGAUCAGCCUCCGCACCAGCUCAGGAAUUCAUUUCUGUGGAGGAACUCUGGUCCACCCUCAGUGGGUUGUGACUGCUGCUCACUGCCUUGAGAGGUCAAAGCGCCCUUCAGCCUAUAAGGUGCUGCUGGGCGUUCACACAGAGCGAGCCAACGAGGCGUCCAAACAGGACAGGAACCUGGAGAAACUGAUCCUCGGACCCAACGGAGCGGACAUCGCUCUGCUGAAGCUGCAGACCCCUGCAAUAAUGAAUGACAAAGUGCUGCCGGUGUGUCUGCCAGAGAAGGACUUCGUCGUUCCCAGUGGAACCGAGUGCUAUGUGACCGGAUGGGGAGAAACUCAAGGGACGGGGGGUGAGGGCAUUCUGAAGGAAACGGGUUUCCCUGUGAUCGAGAAUAAGAUCUGUAACCGUCCCUCAUACCUGAACGGUCGAGUCAAAGAUCACGAGAUGUGUGCCGGAAACAUCGAGGGGGGGACUGACAGCUGCCAGGGUGACAGCGGCGGCCCCCUGGUGUGUCACUCUCAGAACCGGUACAUCCUGCAGGGCGUCACCUCCUGGGGUCUCGGCUGUGCCAACGCCAUGAAGCCCGGCGUCUACGCCCGAGUCUCCAAGUUUGUGGACUGGAUCGACACAACCAUCAAAGCCAACUAAAGAACAUCCAGCAAAUACUGAACAACAACAACAGCAUCGGUCGCACAAAAAGUGACUUUUCAUCGUGCUUUUUUAAGAUACUUUAACAUGUUCGUACUGUUCUGCUCCAACAGAGUUUGUAGUCGGGGGUUAUUGGUUUUAAAAGACGUGUUUUAUUUCCUGUGGUGGAAAAAAUAUAAUAAGCAAAAUAUAAUAAUUCUGUGUAAGAGCUGAACAAUAAAACCUAAUACAAAGGGAAUUGUUAAAUCAUGGUUUAUAGAUAGUUAAAUAAAACAAACACUGUUCCUUUU